Trypanosoma conorhini is the source of this 3249-nucleotide messenger RNA. RefSeq names its product putative phospholipid-transporting ATPase IIB. Lineage: Eukaryota; Euglenozoa; Kinetoplastea; Trypanosomatida; Trypanosomatidae. Gene Ontology annotation, cellular component: plasma membrane; trans-Golgi network; endosome. The coding region runs from base 1 to 3249 and encodes 1082 amino acids. The record is from RefSeq and is a predicted model, not a curated record. Gene Ontology annotation, biological process: endocytosis; phospholipid translocation; retrograde vesicle-mediated transport, Golgi to endoplasmic reticulum. Gene Ontology annotation, molecular function: ATP hydrolysis activity; magnesium ion binding; ATP binding. The transcript has a single exon.
AUGGAAGAGUCUCUGUCGAUGGUGAAUCUGUAUGACAGUGUGAAUGGCGGCAGAAACGCCGAUGAGGCUCCGCUGUGUUUGCCGAUUCCGCCGAGGAAGCACCGCAGUUGCGGGCGGCGCGUGAGGGGGUGGCUCAACAUGGAUGUGGCGGACGUGACUGAGCCGCGGACGAUAGCUCUUGGGUGUGAGGCGGCGGCGUGGUCGGGCCGAGGGUACCCAAGCAACGCGAUCAACAACAGGCGCUAUACUCUCUUGACGUUUCUACCGCUCUCUUUGUUUCAUCAGUUCCGGUCGUUUUUUAACAUUUUCUACUUGCUGCUUGCCUUCUCGCAGCUCAUCCCGGCACUGAAGGUUGGGUUUAUCUUCACGUACUUCUCGCCGCUGGUGCUGGUGGUGCUGCUUUCGCUGAUCAAAGACGCCGUGGAUGACAUUCAGCGGUACAGGCGGGACCACGCCGCCAACCAGGAGAAGGUGGAGCGCCUUCUUCCCGACGGCUCAAAGGGUGUUGUGCGGGCGGCCUCCAUUCAAGUAGGGGACCUGUUGCUGCUGCGUCACGGUCAGCGGAUUCCGGCCGACUGUGUCUUGCUGCGCACCUCGGAGGGGAGCGGGACGUGUUUUGUGCGAACAGACCAACUUGACGGUGAAACCGACUGGAAGCUGCGACAUGCCUUGAAAUCGACGCAGCCGCUCGGCAACGAGGCGCUCUGUCGCUUCCGCGCGAACAUACGCUGUGAACCGCUUCAUAAAGACAUCUACAAAUUUGCGGGGAUGUGUGACGUCGCGGGCAUGGAGUCGGAGGCGAUUUCGCUUGAAAAUACGUUGUGGAAAGACUGCGUCGUGGCGUCAGGCACUCUGGUCGCCGCGGUGCUUCACACCGGCGUUGACACGCGUAGCGCGAUGAACUCCAGUAAACCCUCCACAAAGAUGGGUCUGAUAGAAACUGAAUUGAAUGUCGUGGGGGCACUCUGCUUUCUGCUACUCUUUGUCAUCUCAUUUUUCCUUGUCUUCCUGCAGGAGUUUCAGGGGGACUGGGUGGUGAUGUUCCUCCGCUUCCUCAUUCUCAUGUCAGUCAUCAUCCCUAUUUCCAUGCGCGUGAACGUGGACGUGGGGCGCAUGUGGUAUUCGUAUGAGAUGUACCGAGACCCGAAAAUAGCCGGAACCGUUGUUCGCAGCACAAACCUUCCCGAGGAGCUGGGUCGUCUGCAGUUUUUAUUUGCGGAUAAAACAGGGACGCUGACGAAAAAUAAAAUGGAGCUUCGCGUUCUUCAAGUUGGUGCCGACACAGUCUUGAAUUACACUGAGGUGGAUCGCUUUAGAAAGCUUAUGGCCGCGUUUUUUGCCGAGCGACAUGAAGUAGGAAACCCCUACCCUACCGGUGCUGGUAAAGGUGGCGUUGUGCUCUCGCAACGAAGCUUCCUACGCGAUGUCGCAUCUGUGGGGGAGGCGCUUCUGGCACUUGUGCUCUGCCACAACGUGAGUCCAGUGAUGGAGGAUGGCUGCCUAGAGUAUCAGGCGUCUUCACCGGACGAAGUGGCGUUCGUUAAGUUCUGUAGUUCCAUCGGUAUCUCCCUUGUGCAGCGGGAUGUAAACAGUAUGCAAUUUACCACCCCUGGAGGGAGAACGGUGCAGUAUGACAUUCUUAAGGCCUUUCCAUUUACCUCUGAGCGUAAGUGCAUGGGAAUUAUCGUUCGUGAGCGGCGGGAACGUGGCGAGGGGGGGUGCAAGUAUCUGAUGAAGGGGGCGGACACCAAAAUCGCCACUGUUGUACGGCCUUCUGAUUGGUUGUAUGAAAGCUGUCAAGAAUUCUCCCAGGUGGGACUUCGAACGUUAGUAUUUGCCCAGCGGACACUAACAGAAGAGCACCUGGCAAUGUUUUUGGCGAAGUAUAAUGAAGCCAACGCCGAGUUGGGCGAUACACGUUGUAGUUCCUUGGAUGCGGCCAUGUGUCUAAUUGAAAAGGACAUGAAGUUGCUUUGCGUCACGGGUGUGGAGGAUGAGCUGCAAGACGACGUCACGACGUCAAUUGAGACUUUAGGGAUGGCUGGCAUUAAGGUCUGGAUCUUAACGGGUGACAAGGUGGAGACGGCCACCACCAUUGGCCGUUCGACGCGGCUUAUUCCACGCCAGGGCGCGGUGGAGGUCAUGGCGGCUUCUUCCGAAGAAGAGGCUCAGCAGCUUUUAGAUACGCUUCGGCUUCGUUACCUUCCGCUGUCGCACAGGGGCGGCAGCAGCACACCAUGGACGCUUAUUUUGGAUGGCAUCUCGCUUUCCUUUUGCCUGGCAGGGCCCAUGGGCAGAAGCUUUAUUGAGGUGUCCCGAACGGCGUACUCCGUGAUUGUGGCACGUUGUUCGCCUACGCAAAAGGCGACCGUUGUUCACGCCAUGCGCGAGUACUGCGAUAAGACGGUUCGUGUGGCGGCUAUCGGAGAUGGAGGAAAUGAUGUCUCAAUGAUACUUGCUGCCGACGUUGGUAUUGGUGUGGAGGGUGUCGAGGGAAAACAGGCCAGCAUGGCGGCGGACUUUUCCAUCACGAAGUUUGCGCAUUGUGUGCGUCUUAUAAUUUGGCAUGGGCGUAGCUCCUAUCGUCGUACGUGCCGUAUGAGUCAGUUCAUCAUGCACCGGGGUAUGGUGUACUCGGCGGUGCAAGCGUUCUUUUCUCUUCUUUUCGCAGGCACCACCAUGUCCGUUUUUAACGGAUAUCUUCUUAUGGGGUACACCACGAUCUUUACAAUGGCACCCGUCUUUGCGCUGGUCCUCGAUGAGGACAUAAGGGAGGAGGACGUCAGUGAGUUUCCGCAGCAUUACAAGGAGCUCUUAAAGUCUCGGUCCAUGAAUGCACGGUCCUUUCUGCAGUGGGCAUGGAUUUCCUUUUUUCAGGGAGGAAUCACGAUGCUGUUCUCACUUGAGCUCUUCAGCGAGGAGUUAUUUCAGAUCAUGGCAGUCGUCUACACCUCGCUGUUGCUGACGGAGCUCAUCAUCGUGGCCUGCACAGCACAUCUCCGCAUACUUUGGAAGCAGCGUCGAAGGCAUCUUUAUUUGUUCAUCGCCGCUGAAUGUUUUUCCAUUGCUUCCUACUUUGUGGCUGUUUUGGUGCUGCCUGAAACGAUUGACCAAAACUUCUUUUUCUCCUGGGGCUGUUGGUGGCGCGUGUCGGUCAUUACUCUGGUUAUCAUCAUUCCCAUAUACGCCCUACAGCUGCUGAGCACCUACGUUGUGUUUAACCAGAAGCUGGCAUAUUCACUGGUCUGA